AUGGAAGCACCGUGUGAACUCACCGUCACAGUGAGCGGGCAGGAAGGAGUGACAGUGACUCGGCCGCCGUUUGCAUGCAUCCCUUUCGGAUCAGCGCUGGAGCAGCAGUGUCGGCGCAUGGAGGCGGUGGGGUUGCGCAUUGACAACAUCGACCUCACUUGCCUUGACGCGGAACCCGCUCCGCACUCCCCGCAGUCCGCGGGGGGCAGCCGCUCUGCAGUUUCCGCCACCGCUGACGCCAAUGGCGCUGACGGCGCGCCAGAGGCCGGGAAAACGCCCCGCGAAUCAUGGCCAGGGUUAGCCUACCAGGGCGGAAAUGGCCCCCCAUCGCCAUGCGCCCCCGUCUUGCUACCCGGGCCUUCAUUCCGCUCCCCCCAUUCCUCCUCUCACUCCUCCCCUUACUCCUCGCUCUCCAUCCUCCCUCCCUCCUCCUCAGACUCCUAUGACCACACACUCCCCUCUCGGUCCGCCAUUCCCUCGCAGACCUCCUACUCCCCCACCUCCUCGACUCUCCACUCCUUUGCCUCCCCCGCUUGCACCUCCCCCGCCUGCGCCUCCCCCAUCUCCGUCUCCCCCACCUCCGCAACCCACGCUCCUCCCUUCGCCCCAACCAGGCCCAGGCCUGCCCGGCAACCUGCCCCGGGCUUUCAUCGCAGGAGCAGCUCUCUUUCCGUUCUGACCGAGUAUCUGCCCGGGGUGGCACCUGCAGCCUGCAACUCUCCUUGCGGUGCCACAUCCGCAUGCGCACACCCCACUGCAUCCACUUUUGUCUCCCGACCAUCAGCAGAGAAACCCCCAACGCCGCGUAAAGCCCCGGUGGCCCCCAGAGAGACUGGUUAUAGGAGUAUGAGCAGCGAUAACGUCCUGGAGGAGUGGAGCGACAUUGAGGCAGAUGCUGAGUGGGUGGCGGUGGGAGGGAAGCAGGCAAACGCAAGGGAGGCUGGGGGGUUGGAUGGUGGCAGUCCUAAUUUGAGUGGUUACAGGGGUAUGAGGGGUGGUGGUGCUGCAGCGCAUGAGGAUGUGAGGGGUGGCAGUAUGAGGGGCCAGGAGGAGGGUGUGAAGAGCAAGAGGAGUGUGCUGAAGAAAAUGCUGUGGCGGUUCAAGUCAGGACCAGGUGGACACGCAGAGGAGUCUGCCAAGGGGAAAACACCGCCACAGCAGGAGCAGGAAGAGGAGGAAGAGGCAGAGGAGGAGAGGCAAGGCGAGCAGGAGCAGGAGAGGCAUGGAGGUUACACAGUGCGUGUCUUUGCAGAAGCAGAGUGUUGA
This is a messenger RNA of Closterium sp. Naga37s-1, 1266 nucleotides long. NCBI's taxonomy places the organism in Eukaryota, Viridiplantae, Streptophyta, Zygnematophyceae, Desmidiales, Closteriaceae. The record is from the annotation of a GenBank genome assembly.